AACCUUGCCUGUGGUUCUUUUAUUAUUUUUAAAAUCGAAGGCGAGUAGUCUGUUUUACCAUAUGCCUGUAUUUUUGGACUAUAUAUUCAAAUUUAUUUAUAAAUAAAUGUGACAGCCAUCCUCUGGUACAGAUGAUGAAAUCAAUCACAUCAGGAAUGCGCAGGCAAAAAAUCAAGUCCUCCAGUGCUGUCAUCAAAGUUCGAAUGUUAGGAGUUAAACUGAUGGGAUAAUCCUGAUUGGUAGAAUCUACUCAAAAAUGACGGAACAGCGGGAAUCUCUGAGUUCGUUCGUCGAUAAAUCAAAGAAAUGUACUGAAUAUGACAAAAUAUUGGGAAGAAAUGUGCUCGUGGCCCCCUCUGAGGAACAGUAUGAACUUUUGUUGAAAAGAUUAAAGCAGCAACUUGGUGAAGGUCGCGGUGAAGUCAUCCUAGAAAUUGGAGCUUCAGAAGAUGGCAGUGAAAACGGGCUGUUGCAAGAUGAAGUUGAGGCUGCUGUGGCAACAUUGCAAUCUCUAGCUAACACUUUGGAGUGCAGUUGUGUGAAGUUGAGGGAGCGUAAGGAGACGCGAGGAGUGGUUGUGCAAUAUUUAAUAAGACGCGUUUUGGAUCAAAGCGACUUUUUGGAGAUUCGAGUAGCGGUAGUUGGCAACGUGGACGCCGGGAAGUCUACCUUACUGGGUGUCUUGACCCAUGGAGAGUUGGAUAAUGGCAGAGGGACGGCCAGACAGAAACUUUUUCGUCACAAGCAUGAAAUGGAAUCGGGAAGGACUAGUUCGGUGGGAAAUGAUAUUUUGGGGUUUGAUGAAGAAGGUAAUGUUGUAAACAAGCCCGAUCAUGGGUCCUUGGAUUGGGUGAAAAUAUGUGAGAGAAGUUCCAAGGUCAUUACAUUCAUCGAUUUGGCAGGUCAUGAACGGUACUUGAAAACUACCGUGUUUGGAAUGACCGGUCACGCGCCAGACUUUGGAAUGCUCAUGGUGGGAGCUAAUGCUGGAAUUAUCGGGAUGACCAAGGAACACCUGGGAUUAGCGCUAGCCUUAUCGGUGCCCGUUUUCGUGGUAGUGACGAAGAUAGACAUGUGUCCAGUGAACGUGUUGCAGGAUAAUUUGAAAAUGCUGAUCCGGAUUUUGAAAUCGCCCGGUUGCAGGAAGGUGCCGGUGAUGGUGAAGACGCCCGACGACGUCGUACUCAGCGCUACCAAUUUCGUGUCUGAGAGGUUAUGCCCGAUUUUCCAGGUGUCCAACGUGACCGGCGAAAAUCUGACCCUCCUAAAAACGUUUCUCAAUUUACUAACCACGAAGAUGGAAUACCACGAGAACGAGCCGGCCGAGUUUCAGAUUGACGAUACUUAUUCGGUGCCAGGCGUGGGGACCGUAGUGUCUGGCACCACCUUGAAAGGCAUCAUCAGACUAAACGACACGCUGAUGUUGGGACCAGACGCUCUGGGCCACUUCGUCCCCAUAGCGGUCAAGAGUAUUCACAGGAAAAGGAUGGCGGUGAAGGAGGUCAGGGCUGGCCAGACCGCGAGCUUUGCCCUCAAAAAGAUCAAGAGGUCGCAAAUACGAAAAGGGAUGGUAAUGGUGUCGCCUACGUUAAACCCCCAGGCUUGUUGGGAAUUCGAGGGAGAAAUCCUUGUUCUGCAUCACCCCACCACCAUCAGUUCACGCUACCAAGCUAUGGUUCAUUGCGGCAGCAUCCGGCAAACGGCCAGCAUAAUAUCCAUGUCGAAAGAAUGUCUACGGACCGGAGACAAGGCGCUGAUCCAUUUCCGGUUCAUCAAACAUCCCGAGUACAUGACACCUGGACAAAGGAUGGUAUUCCGCGAAGGACGGACCAAAGCGGUGGGCAACGUAGUCAGGAUAAUACUGCAGGCGUCGCCCACCCACCAAGGGAACAAAGCGAAGCAGAACAAGCAGCAGAGAUAUGGACAGGGUCACCAAAAGAAUCAGCAGGAUAAAACUAGGAGGGACGAAGUUACAGUUACGGUUUUGGAGAAAGAGAAUUAUUUGAAAGAGUUUUCAGAGAUUGACGCCAUGAAUAUGGAAAACGCCUUCCAAGGAAGUUCAGACAAGAGGGAAACUGACACACAAAAACCGGGCACCAAGAAGGGCAGGAGUCGCCGCGGGGGGAGGGGCAAAAGCUUGAAUGCCUCGACGAAAUCAGAGAUCACCAACAUAACUCCCGUGCAUUUGUCAAAUCGGACAACGGCCAGGGUGCAAUAAAGUAACCUUAUUACCAUUUCAUAUUUCACUUAGUUCGGUCUGCGGCUCACAAUUUAGUUGUCUACAAAUUAUCCGAGAUAUUUUUUAUAUUUUUGUUGAUGGUUUUCUUUAAAUAAAAGUCUCCAAAAA
Molecule: messenger RNA, 2347 nt
Organism: Cylas formicarius (sweet potato weevil)
Lineage: Eukaryota; Metazoa; Arthropoda; Insecta; Coleoptera; Brentidae
Gene: GTPBP1
Product: GTP-binding protein 1
Exons: 11
Coding region: 257-2218 (653 amino acids)
Biological process (GO): translational elongation
Molecular function (GO): translation elongation factor activity; GTP binding; GTPase activity
Source: RefSeq, a predicted model, not a curated record